AUGUCUGCAAAUAGCAAGGACAGAAACCAAUCCAAUCAGGAUACGAAGCGACAACAGCAAAAUUUCUCAAAGAAGAUUUCAGAAGGUGAAGCCGAUUUAUAUCUCGACCAGUAUAACUUCACUACCACCGCCGCUAUUGUAAGUUCAGUAGACCGUAAAAUUUUUGUUCUUUUGCGUGAUGGAAGAAUGCUAUUCGGUGUAUUGAGAACGUUUGACCAAUAUGCAAAUUUGAUUCUUCAAGAUUGCGUAGAGAGAAUAUAUUUCAGUAAAGAGAAUAAAUAUGCUGAAGAAGACCGCGGCAUAUUCAUGAUUCGUGGUGAAAACGUUGUCAUGUUAGGCGAAGUAGACAUCGAUAAAGAAGACCAACCCCUUGAGGCCAUGGAACGCAUACCAUUUAAGGAAGCUUGGCAGAUCAAGCAAAAGAAUGAUGAAAAAAGGUUUAAAGAGGAAACUCAUAAAGGCAAGAAAAUGGCCCGCCAUGGUAUCGUUUACGAUUUCCAUAAAUCUGACAUGUACUGA
Saccharomyces paradoxus is the source of this 519-nucleotide messenger RNA. RefSeq names its product Lsm1p (gene LSM1). The coding region runs from base 1 to 519 and encodes 172 amino acids. Gene Ontology annotation, molecular function: RNA cap binding. The record is from RefSeq and is a predicted model, not a curated record. Gene Ontology annotation, biological process: deadenylation-dependent decapping of nuclear-transcribed mRNA. The transcript has a single exon. Gene Ontology annotation, cellular component: Lsm1-7-Pat1 complex; P-body. NCBI's taxonomy places the organism in Eukaryota, Fungi, Ascomycota, Saccharomycetes, Saccharomycetales, Saccharomycetaceae.